AUGGCCGCUCAGGGUUCCGAGAGUAUCAAUCUGGAGACGCUGGACACACAGCAACUCAGUCAGGUCAAGAAGCAAUUGGAAGAAGAACUCGAGCACUUGACAAACUCGUUCGCCCAGCUACACAGCGCACAAUCCAGGUUCAAGGAGUGCCUUCGGUGUGUCAAGGCCAGGCCUGGUGCUGGCGAUGGCGACAAAUCUGUCCUGGUGCCGCUAACCAACUCCCUCUACGUACGUGGGGAGCUUUCGGAUCCAAAGCACGUCAUCGUCGACGUAGGCACAGGAUUUUACGUCGAGAAGGAUACCGAGUCUGCCGAACGUUUCUACGAAGCCAAGGUUCAGAAUUUGAUGAAUAACAUUCAGGACCUCGAGGUGAUCGUGCAGCGGAAAACGCUAAAUGUGCGAAGUGUCGAGGAUGCCGACCUCUACCGUUAA
This is a messenger RNA of Colletotrichum abscissum, 432 nucleotides long. Its product is annotated as prefoldin. NCBI's taxonomy places the organism in Eukaryota, Fungi, Ascomycota, Sordariomycetes, Glomerellales, Glomerellaceae. Gene Ontology annotation, cellular component: prefoldin complex; cytoplasm. Gene Ontology annotation, biological process: RNA polymerase I assembly; RNA polymerase III assembly; protein folding. The record is from RefSeq and is a predicted model, not a curated record. The transcript has 5 exons. Bases 1 to 432 code for a protein of 143 amino acids.